This is a messenger RNA of Acipenser ruthenus (sterlet), 2910 nucleotides long. It is a transcript of the gene crhr1, whose product is annotated as corticotropin releasing hormone receptor 1. Gene Ontology annotation, biological process: adenylate cyclase-activating G protein-coupled receptor signaling pathway; cell surface receptor signaling pathway. Gene Ontology annotation, cellular component: plasma membrane; neuron projection. The transcript is spliced from 13 exons. The record is from RefSeq and is a predicted model, not a curated record. Gene Ontology annotation, molecular function: corticotrophin-releasing factor receptor activity; corticotropin-releasing hormone receptor activity; G protein-coupled peptide receptor activity. The coding region runs from base 1630 to 2883 and encodes 417 amino acids. Lineage: Eukaryota; Metazoa; Chordata; Actinopteri; Acipenseriformes; Acipenseridae.
ACAUAACUUCAUAACAGAGGUUGGACAGCAUAAGUGCGUUUUAUACAGUAUUCCGAUUCCGAUAAAUCUGACAAACAGAAACGGUGGAGCAGAAGAAUACAAGGAAGCCAGUGGGUUACACAGACAAUUUAGAUGCAAUAUUGAACAACAUUUAUAUUAAAACAUUUACAAUAACAGCAAAAAGACCACCUGGGUCAACGGACGUCUAUAAACCUUCUUAAGAGAUAAAUAUUACAUUUCCGUCACUUCUAUCGCAGAGUAAAGGUGAGUGCUGCGUUACCUGCCACUUUCCUGCAACCAUUCACGAAAACAACAAACAAGCGACUGCUUCAUCUGAUGUAUGGCACACAGCAAGACGGCGAAGUUGCACAGGGAGUGGAAUUAAUGACCACAAGCUGCGGCGACAAAAGCCCUGCCACUGGAGUCUAACUGGAGCGGAGUGAAGAGUCUGUGCGAACCCAUCUGAAGCGCACGACAUAGCAGCACCGCUCAGCAUACGAUCUGUAGCUAGCACGGCGGAACGGACUGGAACAUCAUUCAGGCAGCCUAACCUGACCAAACCGGACUAUUUUGUUAUAUAGUGGUGGUGACAACAACAACAAGCAGCUGGAUACACGGUGAACUGAACACUCAAUAAUACCUUAAUACUUUUUUGUAUUUAUUUUUUGUAUUAUAUUAUUAUAUAUUAUAUUAUUAUUAUAUUUUCACGGUUUUUAUUUCAGAAGUAAUGCAGAGAGGAUAUUGGCAAAUAUUUAACUUGGAUCUAGCAGGGAGUAUCAAACCGUGUGAUAACUGGCAACAGAAUGCACAAGAAUUUGGAAAAUAAUAAACACGCUGUUUUGUUACAUAGUCAAAACUGAGAAGAACCAAGUAUUUAUUUAUACAUAUAUUUACAUAAUAAUAAUAAUAAUAAUAAUAAUAAUAAUAAUAAUAAUAAUAAUAAUAAUAAUCUGUUUUACCACAUGGAGGUUACUGCAUAUCCCCAGCCCGGAGAACUGCCGGAAAAAUAAUAAGAUUCCCACACACGGUGUGAAGCGGACUAUUUCAUUCCAAAACCGGGAAAAUUAGAUAAACCUUCUGAAGAGCACAGAUAGGGCAACCGAAACUAAGCAUCUUGCAAAUAUUAGACUGCUGAUAAACGAGUUUAAGGUGCUUUUGUUCGUAAAAGCACCAGUUAAGAGCCCCACAAAUCGAACCACCAACCGGGGCUUAUCUGCUGCAAUGUCGUGAACUGGAAUUAUCCACUGCAUUAAUUACAAUACAAGAGCCAUAAUAUUGCCAAGAGAACAGGUUUACAAAAGUUAGUUGAUAAUAAGGCAUUAUUAUAUGACUGCAUACGAUUAGGAUCCCAAAUACCCAGAAAGAUCGUUGCAUAACACAUUGAACUACAAUAUUUACUGUAAGGUACGGAGCCAAGGCUGAACCUGCAUGGGUGAAGUCGAUUGCAAGAAAGUAUCGAUUGACGGACGUACAAUUGAUGGUAUAACAACAACAAAAAUCCUGUAGGAAGAUAUAUCUGUCUGUCCGACUGCCGCAAGGUAGUACAGUCGCCUCUGCCAUACAUCUGUUUAGUUGAGAAUUGAAUGAACAGACUGUACAUAUUCAACAAACAGAUUUAAACUCCACAAGAUGAGCGUCCGGAGAAAGUAUUCCAUCCAACUGCUGCAGGUGCUUGCGCUGUGGAUUACAUUCCUCUCUGGAGCUGUGCCGGAUCAGUCUUGUGAUGCACUACUCACAGUAUCAAGCAACAUCACAGGUCUAGCAUGCAAUUCGUCAAUAGAUUUGAUAGGGACCUGUUGGCCAAGAAGCAGUUCUGGCAAAGUUGUCUCCCGGGCCUGCCCUGAAUACUUCUAUGGAGUCAGAUACAACACUACAAAUAAUGUGUACAGAGAGUGCCUGACCAAUGGAACCUGGGCUGUAAAAGUCAACUAUUCCCAGUGCCAGGAAAUACUAAACGAAGAGAAAAAAAGCAAACUACAUUACCACAUAGCUGUCAUCAUAAAUUACAUGGGCCACUGCAUCUCCCUGGGAGCCCUUCUGGUUGCCUUCGUUCUUUUCAUGCGUCUAAGGAGUAUCAGAUGCCUGAGGAAUAUCAUUCACUGGAACCUGAUCACAGCUUUCAUUCUACGCAAUGCCACCUGGUUUGUUGUGCAGCUCACCAUGAAUCCAGAGGUUCAUGAGAGCAAUGUGAUCUGGUGUCGACUAGUUACAGCCUUAUACAAUUAUUUCCAUGUGACAAAUUUCUUCUGGAUGUUUGGAGAAGGCUGUUAUCUUCAUACUGCCAUCGUCCUGACCUACUCUACUGACAAGCUUAGGAAAUGGAUGUUUAUCUGUAUCGGAUGGUGCAUCCCUUUCCCAAUCAUUGUUGCGUGGGCCAUUGGGAAGCUUUAUUAUGACAAUGAAAAGUGCUGGUUUGGGAAGCGGGCUGGUGUUCACACAGACUACAUCUACCAGGGGCCCAUGAUUCUGGUACUGCUGAUCAAUUUCAUUUUUCUCUUCAACAUUGUGAGAAUUCUCAUGACAAAACUUCGCGCCUCAACUACAUCUGAAACAAUACAAUACAGGAAAGCUGUGAAGGCGACACUCGUGUUGCUGCCCCUCCUUGGGAUCACCUACAUGUUGUUCUUUGUCAACCCAGGAGAAGAUGAGAUUUCACAGAUCGUAUUUAUAUAUUUCAAUUCGUUUCUGGAGUCAUUUCAGGGCUUUUUUGUCUCUGUGUUUUACUGCUUCUUGAACAGCGAGGUGCGAUCUGCGGUGAGGAAAAGAUGGCACCGGUGGCAGGACAAACACUCGAUCCGGGCCCGAGUGGCUCGAGCCAUGUCCAUCCCAACCUCUCCAACGCGGGUGAGCUUUCACAGCAUCAAGCAAUCCACAGCUGUGUGAGGGGGAGGGCAGCGCCAAGACAGCCGA